ACUUACUCAACAGUGCCCGUGUAGAGUUUAACGUGGUUGAAAUAUGGUGAACGAAGUUUAUCUUGGUUGAAUCAAGGUGAACGCAGUUUAACUUGGUUGAAACAUUGCGAAAAGUGUUAAAUUUGGUUGAAAUAUGGUGAACGGUGUUUAGCUAAAUUGCAGUGUUUAUAAAGACCAAAAUGGCACACAGGAAGGUUCAGUUGAGGCAGAAGAGGACAAACAAGAGGGAUCGUUGUGUUUCUAUGGGAGGAAGGAUUGAACUUUAUGAAUCAGAAGAUUUCCAAGGUAACCAACUAGCAACAGGAGACGACUGUAAAUGUCUCCAAAAAAAAGGCUUGGAGGACGUCCGUUCAGUCAAGGUCAUCGGCAAGGACGUAUGGGGAUUUUAUAAAGGUAGCAAUUUCCGGGAGCGUAGUUUUGAACUGGAAGAAGGGGAUUACCCUAACCUCAGGACAAUUAAGGACAAAGAUGACGUCAUAUCUUCUGUCAGACCGUUAUGGAUGGAGAUAUCGGAGCGAAAUUUCUUACCCCAUGGCGAUAUGUACAAUCAACAAUACGCCGCCCUGGCGGCUUGGUUUCUGGGACCAAAGGGAGAGAACAAAGAUAUAUUUGCAGACCUAGCCAAAGAGGCUGUUGCUGCUCAUAUAGACUUUCGGACGAACUAUUACCCCACCGACAAACCGUACAUCACUGAAGACAUUAAGGCAGCGCGUGCUUACCGAGACGAGGUCAAAGAGCUUAGAAACGAAUUAAUGAAGAUGACAGAGGAAUUGAAAGAGUGUACACCAAACCAUAGUCUCCGCUAUGAGGGUCAUAUGUUGUGGGAUACUGCAAUGCCUGCUAAUCUGGGAUAUAUCGCGGCAUUGCUUUACAACUCCAACAACGUCACGAGGGAGGCUAGUCCUGUGACCACAAGCAUGGAAGUACAAGUCGGAAAACAGAUCUGUGAAAUGCUCGGGUACAGUUUUGGACAGAAACCGGAACCGUGGGGUCACCUCACUUGUGGGGGUAGCGUAGCUAAUAUCGAAGCCACGUGGGCUGCACGCAACGUCAAAUAUUAUCCAAUUGCAAUUCAAAAAGCUGUUAUGACUGAACUAGAGUUGCAAGACGCGGCGGACUACGAAGUGUUCGUACCGAGGCUUGAUACGAAACAAAAGCUGACGGAAGUUUCAACAUGGGAUUUACUGAACCUGGACAUUGAUGAUAUCGUUCGAAUUCCAGAAGACAUGGCUCGGAUUGGGAUCUCUGACGAUGUUCUCACAGAAUGUUUAUCUAAAUACAGUUUACAAAGUUUGGGAUUUUUAAAAUUCGCAAUAGUGCACGGUCUUACGGAAGCUCCUGUUGUUGUGUCUCCAGCUUCCAACCAUUACUCUUGGACUAAAGCAGCGACUUUACUUGGAAUAGGCUCAGAAAACCUCAUCUCAGUGAUGUUUGAUAGGAAUGCCCGGAUGAGUAUUGAUGACUUAAAACGGAUCUUGAGUGGUUUACUGACGAGGCAAGUGCCCGUCAUUGCUGUUGUCGUUGUCAUCGGUACGACGGAACACGGAGCAGUUGACCCUCUAGCUAAGGUCGUCAACCUGCGCAAAGAGUUUCGGGAAAAGGGUUUGAAUUUCUGUGUGUGCGCAGACGGAGCGUGGGGAGGUUAUUUUACAUCUAUGCUUCAUUCCAAAAGUACUUCCCGGGCUACAGUGAUAAAAGAUCACGGCGGAUACAUCCCGAUGUUUCCUCUCAGCCCCUACACCCGGAAACAGCUUCUCCAUCUUAAAUACGCUGACACUAUCACUCUGGAUCCCCACAAAUCCGGCUACUGUCCAUAUCCUGCCGGUGGUCUAUGCUACAGAAAUGGCGCUAUGAGAGGAUUUGUUCAGAUAGCAGCUUCUGUUAUAUACCAGAACGAAGACGAACCGGAUGUUGGGAUGUACGGAGUUGAGGGGUCUAAACCCGGAGCAGCAGCUGCAGGAGUGUUAUUGGCCCACAGGGUCAUCGGCCUUGACAUGUAUGGUUAUGGAAGGAUAUUAGGGCAAUGCAUGAUGGGAGCAAAACUUUUCUACUGCGCAUGGCUGACUGUAGCCAAUGACGAUGACAACUUCGUCUGCAUUCCCAUGAAACCUCUGCCAAAGGAGGAGGAUUCAGGGAUACCAAUGUUUUCCUUUAAAAAAGACCGAGCUUUGACAGAAGCUAGGCGAUUCAUUAACGAAAACAUUAAGGGCAAAAGUAAUGAGGAACUGAAAAAGGACCGUGACGUAAUGACUUUCCUGAGUGACAUAGGAUCUGAUGCUUUGAUCAACGCCUUUGCCGUCAACAUCCGAGGAAAUACUAAAAUUGACAUAACUAACAGACUCAACUCGACAUUGUUCGACAAAUUAUCACACACCAGUGUAAGCAAGAAAGCUGUGAAGCGAAUACCUCUGAUACUUACCAAGUCUGAACUGAAGCAUUCUGGAAAGGACAAAGCUGCUUCACAGUUUAAGCGGAGAUUAGGGCUCCCACCGGCCUGUGAAGGUGGCCUAGUCUUUCUUAUCAACACCGUCAUGAAUCCCUGGGUCGCCGAUCAGGACAGCGUUCAGUCUUUGGUCAGCUGCUUCCGUCAAGUCGUCAAGACUACGGUAGAAGAGAUGACAGAUUCCCCGGAAAGACAUAUAUUUAUUGUUGCUAGUCCUUUGAGUAAUGAUACCGGGGAAAUUUUCUGUGAUUUUUACCCAAACGAAUACAACGAAAAAGAAAGUAACUACCAAGCCGUUAUCAAAUUUAAAGUGGACAGUAGAUUCAAAAUGGAGCUUUUCGAACUGAUUGAACAGCAAGUCGAAUUAUCUUUGAAUGGAAGUAAUGCCAAAGAAAUCAUAUUCCGGAACAAUGUGAAGACAACUCUGAUAGAUAUGUUACGUACUGGCCGCCAGAGGGCGAUCAGAAUGAACGUAUUUGUUGGCAUGGAAUCUGAGACGCCCAUCAUGACCAACCUACCUGUCACAAUAUCGGAUGUCCCUCUCUACAGAUACUUUGAGAAAGUGACUACUGAGUACCCUUCUUACAUGACGUACUUCCUGUUCGGAGAUGAAAAUGGCGCAUACAUGACCCAUCAUAUUUCUCUCCGUCCGGAUUUUUACCAGUUGGUCCGACUCGACCAGAUACCACACAGUAUAUCACCCUCACUGCUGCAACAUGGGAUCCAGAUACACAUUUCCACUAUGACAGGAGACCCUCUCGUCCUUGACGGAGAUAUCGUCGACCCUCUUCAAAUGUCGGAAUACACAGUACAUCUUAUUGCAGAGGGAGGGGCUCAUAUCAGAUCUACAAUAAAGUUCAGUAGGCGGAACGCCAAAAUAUUCUUCCUGCCACUUCGAACGCAAACACUUACGGAAUCUCGGUGUCUUGAGUUCCGGUCUUCUGUCAAUUUUAAUGGUAGUAUAAAUAUUGAGGUGCAUGAUUGUUCCAAUGAGGAACCUGUGACACAGGACGUGUUAGAGACCUCUGUAUAGAGCUUACAUUUUACAUUGUAGGUGCGUAAACAUCAAAAUUUGUGACAACGGAAUUCAUAUAGAUUCUUGCUUAUUUCAUAGGUGCAUGAACCUCUCAGUCUAACCAUGUGACAGUUGAUGGGACAUAUACCGCUCCAGGAAUACAGUGUAGAGGUCAAUGAAUUUCAUAUGAAAUUGAAUGAAUUUGGAAGAAGUUUUUCAGUGUAAUUCAAUGAUAUAUGAACCUUGAAUAGGUGCAUGAAUAUCAAAAUCAAACAUUUUUACGUGAAUGUGAUCCACUUCUCAUCAUUGUAGACAUCUUAAUUAGAUAUGUGAAUAUGAUUCACAAACGACUUUCAGUAUUUUGUCUAAAAUAAGUGUUGUGAUAAUCUUAUAUAAGUGGCCUUCAUGAUUCAAAUCAAUAAUUUUGAAACAAUUCGUGCGCACACUUUUUGUCCAUUUUCUGCAUUCAAAAACAUUCAGUGUUUAAGUAGGUGAACAUACUUCUGAAAUUGUCUGUUAUUUUCAUCAAUAUACCGAGUACAGUAGUCUCCCUUUGAACUGUACUCGACAGUCAAGUGCGGCUACAUCUGUUUCUUUAAUAGAUCUUUGAUCUUUCUCUAUGUGUUAUUAUCCAUAUCUUACGUCAUUCCCGAUUCUUAAUAUAAACAUAGUGACCGGCUUUCAGUUUCUGAAUUCCUAUUUCGUUACUGACUCUAGUGUAUUCAGGAACGAAUUUGUUAUCAUUAAUGCGUGCAUUUUAUUAUACUAAAACUCUACUGAGUUUAUUACAAUUGUUUACUGAAAGAUUCAGUUAAACAAAAGUUAAAAGGGAUAACCAUCUAACAAAUAUGUGCUCAAAUUUAAUCAGCUUCUGUAUACCGGAAAAUGUUCGUCCCCGUAUAAUUUUCACCCUUUUCUUCCAUGAACAGGGACGGCGAACAUGAUAUUGGGGCGAAAUUAAAUUGCACAUUUUUAACCCUUUUAUAUGUAACCCUUUUAUAUAAUUCUCCUAGGGCGAAAUGAACAUGAGGCGAACUUACCUGGGAUGAGAUUAUUAGCCAAGAGUAACCUAUUGAAAUCUCUCUUACGCAACUUCUUUUAAAAGUUUAAUUUGCUUUUCAUUUAUAUAUGUACAGCAAGUAUGUACCUGCAGUUUAAUAUAAUUCCGUUUUUAUCUAAAUAUAUGUACUUGUAUUUUUCAGGACAAGUCUGCGAGAAUCAACUGUCAACUAACCUCUAGAGAACCGUUAGAACAUAACAUUAACACACUUUGGUGUUUAGUUCAUAAACAAACUGAAAAUGUCACGUCCACGUUCAAACUUUUGCAUCAUAAGGCAUUACAUCUCAAAAUGAAAAUGUCCAUCAUAUUUUUUUUCCAUCACCCGCCCAACGAAGUUGGCGGAGAUAUUCAACUGGGUUCCAUGCGUCCGGAUGCUGGUUUUAGCAUGAUACGUUUUGAAUGACUGAUUGGAUUUUGAUGAAGCUUGAUUGGUACACAUGUUACCUUGAUCCUUUGCCCAAGUUUGAUUAAUGGCGAAUUCCGUGCUUAUUUAAUGAGACUGCUGUGCCCUGAUUGGCUGAUUUCUUUAAUCACUCUAUGGGAAUGUUUUCUACACAUUAUCUUGUGAAGUAAUGACAAGAUGUUUUAGGAAACUUGCCUUGUAGAAUUAUAACCUGAAUUUCUUGUUCAGGUUUGAUGAUCGGCAAAUUCUAUGCAUAUUUAGUGAAACUGCUGUGACGUAAUUGGCUGAUUUCUUAAAUCUCUUAAGGAUCGCGUUACGCACUUCUUUCAAAGGAAUUAUCAUCUUCUUAUGAGUCUUGCUAAGAAGACUUAGUACCUUAACUACACACUGAAGUUAGAUUACGAUUAAUUCCGCAAAUAUCUAAUGAAGCUGCUGUGACCUCAAUGACUGAUUGCUUUGCAAAGGAAAUCUGCCUACGUAAUAAUAAAAUCUAGAUGGGACUUGAUAUAUAUAUAUAUUACGUAUGGAGACUGAUUAAACAAGCUGCUUGUACCUGAUUGUAUGAUUGCUUUCGGCAGGAUAUCUUCUGAAGAUAUAAUAACUUUCAUUUUCCAGCAUUCAAAACGAAAAUAAAGGUGUGAUAAGAUGAUUUCAACAUUCACAGUAUCAUGCUGUUAAAUUGUUGUUAUAUUGAUCACUUUCAACAAUCGAGCUUUAACCGCCAUAUAAACAAUAAAUGGUUUUAAAACUUG
This is a messenger RNA of Ylistrum balloti, 5673 nucleotides long. RefSeq lists its product as uncharacterized. The coding region runs from base 180 to 3476 and encodes 1098 amino acids. Gene Ontology annotation, biological process: carboxylic acid metabolic process. NCBI's taxonomy places the organism in Eukaryota, Metazoa, Mollusca, Bivalvia, Pectinida, Pectinidae. The record is from RefSeq and is a predicted model, not a curated record. The transcript has 14 exons. Gene Ontology annotation, molecular function: pyridoxal phosphate binding; carbon-carbon lyase activity.